AUGUCGCGUGUGCAGAGGUUCUGGGAGACGGACCCCGAUGCGGUGAUGUGGAAGUAUGGAACAGAAUUGGAGAAGGCGAAGCCGGACCAGGCGAUGAUGAUUUGGGAGGAAAUGACGAGGAAUGGGGUGAAACAGGACAAGACGGCGGUGAAUAUUUAUCUGAAGGUACUUAGCAAGGCGAAUGAUCGGAAGUAUUUGCAGGAGAUUGAGCGAGUGAAGAGGCUUUAUAAUGUUAAUUAG
Molecule: messenger RNA, 240 nt
Organism: Blastocystis hominis
Lineage: Eukaryota; Bigyra; Opalinata; Blastocystidae
Exons: 1
Coding region: 1-240 (79 amino acids)
Source: RefSeq, a predicted model, not a curated record